AUGAGAAGAGAAGACUCCCUAGAAAAGACCCUGAUGUUGGGAAAGAGGGAGGGCACAAGGAGAAGGGGACGAGAGAGGACGAGAUGGUGGGACAGUGUUCUUGAAGCCACUAACAUGAGUUUGACCAAACUGCGGGAGGCAGUGGAAGACAGUGGAAGACAGUGGUGCCUGGCGUGCUCUGGUCCAGGGGGUCACAAAGAGGCGGACACGACUAAACGACUCAACAACGAAUAUCAAGAUGUGGAAAAAUGGAAACAAAAUGUGGAAAAUAUGGAAAGCACAAGGAGAAGCAGGACCAAUAAUAAUGAUUAUUAUGGAUUACAAUUGGAAGUAGGGAUAAGAAGUUUGUAA
Molecule: messenger RNA, 351 nt
Organism: Podarcis lilfordi (Lilford's wall lizard)
Lineage: Eukaryota; Metazoa; Chordata; Lepidosauria; Squamata; Lacertidae
Source: the annotation of a GenBank genome assembly